GGCACGGUCACAGUCUCACAGAUAUCAAAUUUGCUGUUUCACCUCUACACUUGCAACUCUCCAGCCCUCCAAGCUCAACCAGACUAUCAAGGGCGCGUCCCUUGACCCUCGUUAUCCUACGAACGUCGGAAACCCUAAUUUCACCGCAUUCCUGUGCCCCGGAGCCAGACAAGCGUGAGGACGUUAUUUAGAGGGUUUAAGGAAAAACAUGGAGGCAAAAGCGGAGGAGUUGUCUCCUAAAGUCGGUAAAAGGAAAUACGCGGAGGAAAAAUCAGCUGGUACAGAAGUUCCAGAGGAAGAUUCUGCCUCUAAAAGGCGUAACAUGAUUCGAACAUGUGUGCAUGAGGUGGCAGUUCCAAAUGCGUAUACUCUAAGUAAGGACGAGGCUGUUCACGGGACUCUUAGUAAUCCUGUUUAUAAUGGGGAAAUGGCAAAGACGUAUACCUUUAUGCUCGAUCCAUUUCAAAAAGUUUCUAUUGCAUGCCUGGAGAGGAAGGAGUCUGUUUUGGUUUCUGCACAUACGUCUGCUGGGAAGACAGCAGUGGCUGAAUAUGCUAUUGCAAUGGCAUUUAGGGAUAAACAAAGGGUUAUAUAUACUUCACCGCUGAAAGCAUUGAGCAAUCAAAAGUAUAGAGAGCUGAGCCAAGAAUUUUCCGAUGUUGGGUUAAUGACAGGUGAUGUUACAAUUUCACCAAAUGCAAGUUGUUUGGUGAUGACCACAGAGAUCCUAAGAGGAAUGCUCUAUAGGGGGUCUGAGGUGUUGAAGGAGGUUGCUUGGGUUAUCUUUGAUGAAAUACACUACAUGAAAGAUCGUGAGAGGGGAGUUGUUUGGGAAGAGAGUAUCAUUUUCUUGCCUCCUGCUAUUAAGAUGGUUUUUCUUUCUGCUACAAUGUCAAAUGCUACUGAGUUCGCUGAAUGGAUAUGCAACUUGCAUAAGCAGCCAUGUCACGUGGUUUACACGGAUUUCCGCCCUACACCAUUGCAGCAUUAUGUUUUCCCCACAGGCGGCUCUGGAUUGUAUCUUGUGGUAGAUGAGUCUGAGAGAUUCAGGGAGGACAAUUUUGUGAAAGUACAAGAUGCUUUUACAAAGCAGCAUCCAGCAAAUGGAAACAAGAACGUUAAUUCCAAAGCUAGUGGCAGAAUUGCUAGAGGAGGGAAUGCUUCUGGUGGAUCUGACAUCUACAAAAUUGUCAAGAUGAUUAUGGAACGGAAGUUCCAGCCCGUCAUAAUUUUCAGUUUUAGCAGAAGAGAAUGUGAACAGCAUGCAUUGUCUAUGUCCAAACUUGAUUUUAAUACCGACGAGGAGAAGGGUGUUGUCGAAGAGGUAUUCCGGAAUGCAGUGCUCUGCUUGAGUGAAGAGGACAGAAGCCUACCUGCCAUCGAACUUAUGCUGCCACUACUUCAGCGUGGAAUUGCUGUACACCAUUCUGGCCUGCUUCCUAUUAUCAAAGAGCUCGUAGAGCUUCUUUUCCAAGAAGGACUUGUUAAGGCGCUAUUUGCAACUGAGACGUUUGCAAUGGGACUAAACAUGCCUGCAAAAACGGUAGUUUUCACUAGCGUCAAGAAAUGGGAUGGUGAUAGUCAUCGAUUCAUUGGAUCUGGUGAGUACAUCCAGAUGAGUGGAAGAGCUGGGCGCCGUGGCAAAGAUGAGCGUGGUAUUUGUAUCAUAAUGAUAGAUGAGCAGAUGGAGAUGGUCACUCUCAAGGACAUGAUUUUGGGGAAACCGGCACCACUGCUCAGCACAUUUAGGCUUAGUUACUACUCUAUUUUGAAUUUAAUGAGUCGUGCUGAAGGACAAUUUACUGCUGAGCAUGUCAUAAAAAACUCUUUUCACCAGUUCCAGUAUGAGAAGGCCUUGCCUGAUGUAGGAAAAAAGAUUUCUAAGUUAGAAGAAGAAGCUGCUAUGCUCGAUGCUUCAGGAGAGGUAGAGGUAGCUGAUUAUCAUAAGAUGAAGCUUGAAUUGUCACAAAUUGAGAAGAAAAUGAUGGUUGAAAUAACGCGACCUGAAAGGGUUCUCUAUUUCCUGUUACCCGGUAGACUGGUCAAAGUUCAGGAGGGUGGAAAGGAUUGGGGUUGGGGUGUUGUUGUCAAUGUUGUUAGGAGACCCCCUACAUCAUCAGGUUCUUUGCCUGCUGCACUUUCUUCUUCACGUGGUAACACCUAUAUUGUGGAUACAUUACUUCAUUGCUCUAUUAGUUCCGGUGAAAGUGGUUCUCGCCCCAAACCAUGCCCUCCUGUUCCUGGAGAAAAGGGUGAAAUGCAUGUGGUUCCGGUCCAAUUGCCAUUGAUAUCUGCAAUUAGCAAAUUGAGAGUAACUGUUCCUCCUGACCUCCGGCCGCUUGAAGCAAGGCAAAGCAUCCUGCUUGCAUUAGGGGCACUUGAAAAAAGUUUCCCUCAAGGCUUCCCAAAGCUGAACCCCGUGAAGGAUAUGGAGAUAGAAGAUCCUGAAUUUGUGGAUAUGAUGAGCCAAAUAGAGGAACUGGAGAAAAAGUUGUUUGCUCAUCCUUUACACAAGUCACAAGAUGAGCACCAGCUUAAGUCUUUCCAUAGGAAGGCUGAGGUGAAUCAUGAAAUUCAACAACUUAAGUCAAAAAUGCGUGAUUCACAGCUGCAAAAGUUUAGAGAUGAACUUAAAAAUCGAUCUCGGGUCCUGAAAAAGCUAGGUCACAUCGAUGCUGAUGGUGUCGUACAAUUGAAAGGAAGAGCCGCAUGCUUGAUUGACACAGGAGAUGAGCUCCUUGUAACUGAACUAAUGUUCAACGGUACUUUCAAUGAUCUUGAUCACCAUCAAAUUGCUGCGCUGGCAAGUUGUUUCAUCCCAGGAGAUAAAUCAAAUGAACAGAUUCAUUUAAGAGCAGAACUUGCUAAGCCAUUACAACAACUACGGGAGAGUGCAAGAAGAAUAGCAGAAAUCCAACACGAGUGCAAGUUGGAAGUAAAUGUAGAAGAAUAUGUGGAGGCAUCUAUUAGGCCAUUUUCAAUGGAUGUUAUUUAUUGCUGGUCUAAGGGAGCAUCAUUUGGAGAGGUUAUACAAAUGACUGAUAUUUUUGAAGGCAGUAUAAUACGGCUAGCUCGAAGGCUUGAUGAAUUUCUGAACCAGUUAAAGGGUGCUGCACAUGCAGUUGGAGAAGUUGGAUUGGAGGAAAAGUUCAUUGCAGCCAGUGAAAGCCUGAGGCGAGGAAUAAUGUUUGCAAAUUCUUUGUACCUUUGAUGCUGCAUUAGCAGAAACACAGCAUUAGAAGAUGAAGCUCAUCUAUUUCUCUGAAUUGAGGACAUGAGCAGAAGAGGUAGCAACAUUUCCCUUCAGUGUAUUCUAAUCUCACUUUGUCCACAUGCAAUUUUUAUUGUGAGGAUAGAUUGAGAGAACAACCAAAGAGAGAAAGAAAUUGAUUUACAACAUGCUUUGCACAUUGCUCUUCCGAAGCGGAAGAAAAUUAUUCCCCUAAUGUUAGAAUGUGUUGUUUUGUUAACGAAGCAAGAUAUCACAUAUAUUAUUUAAAUUCAUAGUUAUUAUUCUAUAAAGAACGCUUCAGAGUGCAA
Cuscuta europaea is the source of this 3540-nucleotide messenger RNA. NCBI's taxonomy places the organism in Eukaryota, Viridiplantae, Streptophyta, Magnoliopsida, Solanales, Convolvulaceae. The record is from the annotation of a GenBank genome assembly.